CACCCCUCCCCUACUAUCCCGCCCCGGACUCUGGCUCCGGCUCCUAUUGCAGUUUGCAACCUCCUCUGCCGCCGCUGCUAAGUCGCCGGCGGCUCAGGUGGCUCCGCUUCGAUGUCCUAGUCCAGCACCCCCCCACCCCCACCCCGGGCCGGAUUCGGCGGGGCUGCCUUCACCCUCUGCUGGAGUCAUGAGGGCGAAUGGGGCUCUGCAGGUGCUGGGCUUCUUUCUCAGCUUGGCCCGGGGCUCCGAGGUGGGCAACUCGCAGGCAGUCUGUCCCGGGACUCUGAAUGGGCUGAGCGUGACUGGCGAUGCCGAGAACCAGUACCAGACGUUGCACAAGCUCUACGAGAGGUGUGAGGUGGUGAUGGGGAACCUUGAGAUUGUGCUCACAGGACACAAUGCUGAUCUCUCCUUCCUGCAGUGGAUCCGAGAAGUGACCGGCUAUGUCCUCGUGGCCAUGAAUGAGUUCUCUACACUGCCACUACCCAACCUCCGGGUGGUGCGGGGGACCCAGGUCUACGAUGGGAAGUUUGCCAUCUUUGUCAUGUUGAACUAUAACACCAACUCUAGCCAUGCUCUGCGCCAGCUCCGCUUUACUCAGCUCACCGAGAUUCUGUCAGGGGGUGUUUAUAUUGAGAAGAAUGAUAAACUUUGUCACAUGGACACAAUCGACUGGAGGGACAUCGUGAGGGACCGAGAUGCCGAGAUAGUGGUGAAGGACAAUGGCAAGAGCUGUCCCCCCUGUCAUGAGGCCUGCAAGGGGCGCUGCUGGGGUCCUAGACUGGAAGACUGCCAGACAUUGACCAAGACCAUCUGUGCCCCUCAGUGUAAUGGUCACUGCUUUGGGCCCAACCCCAACCAGUGCUGCCAUGAUGAGUGUGCAGGGGGCUGCUCAGGCCCUCAGGAUACAGACUGCUUUGCCUGUCGACUCUUCAAUGACAGUGGGGCGUGUGUACGCCAGUGUCCACAGCCUCUCGUUUACAACAAGCUAACUUUCCAACUGGAACCCAAUCCCCACACCAAGUAUCAGUAUGGUGGAGUUUGUGUAGCCAGCUGUCCCCAUAACUUUGUGGUAGAUCAAACAUCUUGUGUCCGGGCCUGUCCUCCUGACAAGAUGGAAGUAGAUAAAAAUGGACUCAAGAUGUGUGAACCUUGUGGGGGGCUGUGCCCUAAAGCCUGUGAGGGGACGGGCUCCGGGAGCCGCUUCCAGACUGUGGACUCUAGCAACAUUGAUGGGUUUGUGAACUGCACCAAGAUCCUGGGCAACCUGGACUUUCUUAUCACUGGCCUCAAUGGCGACCCCUGGCACAAGAUCCCUGCCCUGGACCCUGAGAAGCUCAAUGUCUUCCGGACAGUACGGGAGAUCACAGGUUACCUGAACAUCCAAUCCUGGCCUCCCCACAUGCACAACUUCAGUGUCUUUUCCAACCUGACAACCAUUGGGGGCAGGAGCCUCUACAACCGGGGCUUCUCUUUGUUGAUCAUGAAGAACUUGAAUAUAACAUCAUUGGGCCUCCGAUCUUUGAAAGAAAUCAGUGCCGGGCGUAUCUACAUAAGCGCCAAUAGGCAGCUGUGCUACCACCAUUCUCUGAACUGGACCCGGCUGCUGCGGGGGCCUCCGGAAGAGAGACUAGACAUCAAACAUAACCGGCCCCGCAGAGACUGUGUGGCAGAGGGCAAAGUAUGUGAUCCCCUGUGCUCCUCUGGGGGAUGCUGGGGCCCAGGUCCUGGUCAGUGCCUAUCCUGUCGAAACUACAGCCGAGGCGGUGUCUGUGUGACCCACUGCAACUUUCUGAAUGGGGAGCCUCGUGAGUUUGCCCAUGAGGCUGAAUGCUUCUCCUGUCACCCGGAGUGCCAACCCAUGGAGGGUAGUGCCACGUGCAAUGGCUCGGGCUCUGAUGCAUGUGCUCAGUGUGCCCAUUUUCGAGAUGGGCCUCACUGUGUGAGCAGCUGCCCCUAUGGAGUCCUUGGUGCCAAGGGCCCCAUCUACAAGUACCCAGAUUCUCAGAAUGAAUGUCGGCCCUGCCAUGAGAACUGCACCCAGGGGUGUAAGGGACCAGAGCUACAAGACUGUUUAGGCCAAACACCAGCACUGAUCAGCAAAACCCAUCUGGCAAUGGGUUUAACAGUGGUAGUAGGAUUGGCAGUGGUUUUCCUGAUCCUGGGAGGCACUUUUCUCUAUUUGCGUGGGCGCCGGAUUCAGAAUAAGAGGGCUAUGAGGCGCUACUUGGAACGGGGUGAGAGCAUAGAACCUCUGGAUCCCAGUGAGAAGGCUAACAAAGUCUUGGCCAGAAUCUUCAAAGAAACAGAGCUGAGGAAGCUUAAAGUGCUUGGCUCGGGCGUCUUUGGAACUGUGCACAAAGGAGUGUGGAUUCCUGAGGGUGAAUCAAUCAAGAUUCCAGUCUGCAUUAAAGUCAUUGAGGAUAAGAGUGGACGGCAAAGUUUUCAAGAUGUGACAGACCACAUGCUGGCCAUUGGCAGCCUAGACCAUGCCCACAUUGUACGGCUGCUGGGACUGUGCCCAGGGUCAUCUCUGCAGCUUGUCACUCAGUACUUGCCUCUGGGCUCCCUGCUGGACCACGUGAGACAACACCGUGGAGCACUGGGGCCCCAGCUGCUGCUCAACUGGGGAGUACAGAUUGCCAAGACUCCAAUUAAGUGGAUGGCCCUCGAGAGUAUCCAUUUUGGGAAAUACACACACCAGAGUGACGUCUGGAGCUAUGGAGUGACAGUUUGGGAGCUGAUGACCUUUGGGGCAGAGCCCUAUGCUGGGCUACGACUGGCUGAAGUACCAGACCUGCUAGAGAAGGGGGAGCGAUUGGCGCAGCCUCAGAUCUGUACCAUUGAUGUGUACAUGGUCAUGGUCAAGUGUUGGAUGAUUGAUGAGAAUAUUCGCCCAACCUUUAAAGAACUAGCCAAUGAGUUUACCAGGAUGGCCCGAGACCCACCACGGUAUCUGGUCAUAAAGAGAGAAAGUGGGCCUGGAAUACCCCCUGGAGCAGAACCCCCUGCUCUGACAAACAAGGAACUGGAGGAAGUGGAGCUGGAGCCAGAACUUGAGCUGGACCUGGACUUGGAAUCAGAGGAGGAUGGCCUGGCAGCCACACUAGGCUCUGCUCUCAGCCUGCCAGUUGGAACACUUAAUCGGCCCCGUGGGAGCCAGAGCCUUUUAAGCCCAUCAUCUGGCUAUAUGCCUAUGAACCAGGGUAAUCUUGGGGAGGCCUGCCAGGAGUCUGCAGUCUGUGGGGGUAGUGAGCGGUGUCCCCGUCCAGUCUCCCUGCACCCACUGCCACGGGGACGCCUGGCAUCAGAGUCUUCAGAAGGCCAUGUGACAGGCUCUGAGGCUGAGCUCCAGGAGAAGGUGUCAAUGUGUAGGAGCCGGAGCCGGAGCCCACGGCCACGUGGAGACAGUGCCUACCAUUCCCAGCGCCACAGCCUGCUCACUCCUGUCACCCCACUCUCCCCACCAGGAUUAGAGGAAGAGGAUGUCAAUGGAUAUGUCAUGCCAGAUGCACACCUCAAAGGUACUCCCUCCUCCCGGGAGGGCACCCUUUCUUCAGUGGGCCUCAGUUCUGUCCUGGGUACUGAAGAAGAAGAUGAAGAUGAGGAAUAUGAAUACAUGAACCGGAGAAGAAGGCGCAGUCCGCCUCGUCCCCCUAGGCCUAGCUCUCUUGAGGAGCUGGGUUAUGAGUACAUGGAUGUGGGAUCAGACCUCAGCGCUUCCCUGGGCAGCACACAGAGUUGCCCACUCAACCCUGUGCCAAUCAUGGCCACUGCUGGCACAACCCCGGAUGAGGACUAUGAAUAUAUGAAUCGGCGACAUGGUGGGGGAGCUCCUGGGGGAGAUUACGCAGCUAUGGGGGCCUGCCCAGCAGCUGAACAAGGGUAUGAAGAGAUGAGAGCUUUCCAGGGGCCUGGACACCAUGCCCCCCAUGUCCACUGUGCCCGCCUCAAAACUCUACGUAGUUUAGAAGCCACUGACUCCGCUUUUGAUAACCCUGAUUACUGGCACAGCAGGCUUUUCCCCAAGGCUAAUGCUCAGAGAACAUAACCCUGCUUCCUAAAGUACUCAGGGAGCAUUUCAUGGCAGCUAGUGCCUCUAGAGGGUACUCAUCUUCUCCCUAGUCCCUCCCUCACAGGUCUCAGCCCCAUUUCCCCAGUCCCAGACAAUUCCAUUCAACCCUUGGAGGCUUUUAAACACUUUGACACAAAAUUCUUGUGGUAUGUAGCCAGCUGUGCACUUUUCUUCUCUUUCCCAUUCCUGGGAAAGGAGGUUUUCCCUAUUUUGUGUGCUUUCCUAAUCCCAUUCCUCAGCUUCCUCAGGGGGACUCCCUGGAGAUAUGAAGGAUUACUCCCAUGUCCCUUUUUUUCAGACUCUGACUUGUUGAGAUUAGGCUUUAAAGUGUGCUUGUGUUUCCCAUCAGACUCCUAAGGAAGAGGAAACAGGGGUACCCUGGCAGGGGAAAGUAAAAUUUAUGACUCAGUCCCCUGGAAAGAAUGGAAAGCUCCAAAUCUUGAGUGAAGAAAGAGAUUGGGCAUAGAUAUUACUAUUAAUUGAGCAUUUACAAUGCCAGCCAUCAUCCUAAAGUUUACCUACAUUAUCUCACCUGAUCCUUACAACAGCUCCGUGAGCUAGGGAUUAUCCCAUUUCACAAAAAAAGGAAACUGAGCCUUAAAGAGAUUAGGUAAGUGGCAGGUUCAGGAUUCAGAAUCGUCCAAUGCAGGUUUUCUUACUGUAAGAUAUCAAGGAAAAGUGAUAUAAGUCAGAGUCCUUGUAAGGGGCGUUGCCUUCUUAUUUUUGCACUGAAUCAAGCCCAACAACCACAGCCUCCUCCUACACCCAGGCUUCUCAUCUCAGGAAGUGGGGGUAAUGGGGUGGUCAGAAGGAAAAAUAACUGGACAUUUUUGUGUAAACCAUAACCUACAUGUGCUGUAAAUGAUCACUUCUCACCCAAGGGACAGAUCAUAACAGUCCCAAGAGCCACUUUUAGGGUCUAUUCUCAUCCAGUAGUGGGAAGUUUCCAGUUGGAAUAGAAAGAGGACCCAGCUUCAGGCCUCUGUCUCCUUGGAUGGGAAACGGUGUAUCUUUUGUAUCCGUGAAGUUUUUUGUUUUGUUUUUAUACAUGCUUGAAUAAAAAUACCAAAGUUUUUCA
Felis catus (domestic cat) is the source of this 5153-nucleotide messenger RNA. It is a transcript of the gene ERBB3, whose product is annotated as erb-b2 receptor tyrosine kinase 3. NCBI's taxonomy places the organism in Eukaryota, Metazoa, Chordata, Mammalia, Carnivora, Felidae. The record is from RefSeq and is a predicted model, not a curated record. Gene Ontology annotation, molecular function: neuregulin receptor activity; neuregulin binding; ATP binding. Gene Ontology annotation, cellular component: basal plasma membrane; signaling receptor complex. The coding region runs from base 188 to 4051 and encodes 1287 amino acids. The transcript has 27 exons. Gene Ontology annotation, biological process: positive regulation of kinase activity; nervous system development; positive regulation of cell population proliferation.